This is a messenger RNA of Mastomys coucha (southern multimammate mouse), 1652 nucleotides long. It is a transcript of the gene Phospho1, whose product is annotated as phosphoethanolamine/phosphocholine phosphatase 1. Lineage: Eukaryota; Metazoa; Chordata; Mammalia; Rodentia; Muridae. Gene Ontology annotation, biological process: bone mineralization involved in bone maturation. Bases 321 to 1364 code for a protein of 347 amino acids. Gene Ontology annotation, molecular function: phosphatase activity. The transcript is spliced from 4 exons. The record is from RefSeq and is a predicted model, not a curated record.
GUGAUUGGCUAGGCGCUUGUGACGUGCGGGGACUGCGGUGGGCCCGGGUGCUGCGGCUGCCGCAGCGCCCGCCGCGGCUCGGGCUCUGGCUCCCCGGCAUUUAAAGGGGACGCGGCGGCGGCCCCGGGGAUGGGGGGCAGGUGGAAAGGACGGAGCAAGAGCACAUCAUCCACAGUCCCUCGGGGCUGGAGGGACUCGUGAGCCGGAGCUCAGAAAUCCGGGGGUGGAUAAGACCGCGUCCCCCCCAAUUCCCGAGCUCUGGAUGACAGCUGGAGACCAACAAAAUUUCUAAAGGUGGUGGUCAAGAUAACAUACUGACAAUGAGCGGGUGUUUCCCAGUUGUUGGACUACGAUGUCUAUCUAGGGUAUGCCGUGGCCUGGUGAGGGGGGCUCCCACCUCCUUAAGCCCCAUUGCUUCUCCUGUUGCCUGCUUGCUUCGGACUCUGGCAGAAACCCCACCUGCUGGCACGCGCUUCCCAGGGAAUUGGUCUUGGAUGUGUCAGCGACCCUGGCUGUGGCCCGCUAAUCAGCCUCUCCCUGGCCGGCUCCCGCCGCGCCGCCUCUCGCUUGUCCCCUCCUCCUGCUCCUCUUCCCCCUGCUCCCAGGACGGCAGGAUGGCUGCGCCGGGCGCGCCUCGCUUCCUCCUGACCUUCGACUUCGAUGAGACCAUCGUGGACGAGAACAGCGACGACUCGAUCGUACGUGCCGCGCCAGGCCAGCAACUGCCGGAGAGCCUGCGUGCCACCUAUCGCGAGGGCUACUACAAUGAGUACAUGCAACGCGUCUUUAAGUACCUGGGUGAGCAGGGUGUACGGCCCCGGGACCUGCGCGCUGUCUACGAAACCAUCCCCCUGUCGCCGGGCAUGGGCGAUUUGUUGCAGUUCAUAGCCAAACAGGGCUCCUGCUUCGAGGUUAUUCUCAUCUCGGAUGCCAACACCUUCGGUGUGGAGAGUGCCCUACGUGCCGCCGGCCACCACAGUUUAUUCCGCCGCAUACUCAGUAACCCUUCGGGGCCCGACGCGCGGGGAUUGCUGACGCUGCGGCCCUUCCACUCGCACAGCUGCUCGCGCUGCCCCGCCAACAUGUGCAAGCACAAGGUGCUCAGCGAAUACCUGCGUGAGCGGGCCCGCGACGGCGUGCACUUCGAGCGCCUCUUCUAUGUGGGUGAUGGUGCAAAUGACUUCUGCCCCAUGGGGCUGCUGGCGGGCGGGGACGUGGCCUUCCCGCGCCGCGGCUAUCCCAUGCACCGCCUCAUCCAGGAGGCACAGAAGGCUGAGCCCAACUCCUUCCUCGCCCACGUGGUGCCCUGGGAAACAGCCGCCGACGUGCGCCAACAUCUGCAACAGGUGCUGAAGAUGUGUUGAAGACCAUCGCCUGCCAGGGGUGCCCGGGUCAACCGGCGGAGGAGGGGCGGGACUGGGGAUUGGUUAGGACCACCUAGUUUUACCACCACCCUCUUUCCUUUCGCUUUGCUAAGCUCCUCCGGGAAAGUCUGGAAUUCAGUCCGCUUGUGGGCUGGGAGCAAGGGUUCAGAGCCAGUUCCUAUCUAUGCAGUUAACACAGGUCGGCUGCCUUCCCUCCAGGGAGGUGAGCACCCCUUGGAAGGCAGGCAGCGCCCCUCGAACUGAGAGGAACGGGCUCCUGGAAGUUUG